Messenger RNA from Cryphonectria parasitica EP155, 1788 nucleotides. RefSeq lists its product as uncharacterized. Gene Ontology annotation, molecular function: oxidoreductase activity; copper ion binding. The transcript is spliced from 2 exons. The record is from RefSeq and is a predicted model, not a curated record. NCBI's taxonomy places the organism in Eukaryota, Fungi, Ascomycota, Sordariomycetes, Diaporthales, Cryphonectriaceae. The annotation marks the transcript as partial.
CGGCCCUCGUCUGACUAUGUGAUCGAUUCCACCUGGGACUACAGCGCAGCCCCGACGGUGCGAGAGUAUCACUGGGUCAUCUCGGACAUGGCAGCCAACCCCGAUGGAGUCUUUCGGCCCAUGAUGGUGAUUAACGGCCAAUUUCCAGGGCCCAUGAUCGUGUGCAACCAAGGGGACACGAUUGUCGUCAACGUGGUGAACGAGGCAAAGAAUGCUACGGCGAUACACUGGCACGGUCUCUUUCAGAACGGCACCGUCUUCAUGGACGGCACAGUUGGGGUCACGCAGUGUCCCAUCGCUUCAGGCCAGUCGUAUCGGUAUGAGUUUACUGUGAAGGGACAGGCCGGAUCAUACUUUUACCAUGGGCACCAAGCUGCGCAGGGCCUGGAUGGCCUCUUUGGCCCCUUCAUCAUCCUCUCCACAGAAGAGAAGGAGAACCAGCCCAUUCCCUAUGACACGGACCGCGUCAUUAUGGUGCAAGACUGGUACCACGACGUCUCUGACGGGUUGUUGAGGCAGACGCUCUCCCCAGGAAGCGAAGCCUCGCCCAUCCCCAACGGGGCGCUCAUCAACGGGGCCAACAAGCUCGACUGCUCGCUGCACCCAGGCAGGCACUGCGACAGCUCGUCAGCUCUGCUCCCGACAUUCGAUCUCGAGCCAGACAAACACCACCGGCUCCGGAUCAUGAAUGUUGGCGGCUUUGCCUGGUUCGAGGUCAGCGUGGAUAAGCACCUCGACCUCCCCGUGACAGAGGUCGACGGCGUCACUGUCGAGCCCAGCUCCGAUUCGGCUGUGCUUGUCGGCCCCGGUCAGCGGUACAGCGUCAUCCUCUCGACCAACCAGACCACCAACAACGACGACGACGACGACAACAACAACCUGUUUUGGUUUCGAGCGCGCAUGGUCAGCCACUGCUUCGCCGAGAACGUCCUGCCCGACAAGGGCGUGGCCUCUGCGCAGGCCAUCAUCCGGUACACCGCGGCAGAAGAGACCCCCUCCACUGCGCAGCAACAGCAGCACAAACUCCCCCAGACCCAAGCCGACAGUGGCAAGUUCACUGUCAUCUGCAAAGACCCAGCACCAGGCUCCUACAGGCCCCUUCCCGCGCGGGCGGCCCCUGCAUACGCGCACCACUCGUGGUACCUCCGCGUCAACCUCGAGAUCGGCGACUGGCGCCUCGAGCGGGGCUUUCUCAACAAGAGCACCCUUCGCCCGCAGGUGCAAUCGCCCAGCCUCCACCGCGUCGUGGACGGCCUGCAGGCGGGCAACGCCUCCUUCGGCAUCGAGGGCGUCAACGACGUCGCCUUUGACAAGAAGCACGAGCUGGUCAUCAGCUCCGGGUCCAUCGAGGUCGUCGACGUCAUCCUGCAGAACUUUGACGAGGGCAACCACCCGUUCCACCUGCACGGGACCCAGAUGUUCAUCCUCGCCGCUGGGCACGGGUAUUUCCCAGGCUACGAGGCCCUGGGCCUGAAUCCCGGCGGCAAGGGCCUGCUCAAUGCCAGUGACGACUCGGUCGUCGCCAACCCGACGAGGCGGGACGUCACCACCGUCGAGGGGUUCGGCUGGACCCUGGUGCGGUUCGUGGCGGAUAAUCCGGGCGUGUGGCUAUUCCACUGCCAUAUGAUCUGGCAUGCCGAGGCCGGCAUGGGCAUGCAGUUUGCCUCGCGGCUGGAUGUCAUGCGGAACUGGACGGUUCCGGAGCAGAGCACCAGGCUUUGUGAGGCGCCGGUCGAGGAGCUGGAGAAGGGGGCUACGCCCAAGGAUAGUAUAUGGUUUGGGCAUUUU